CGGAAAAUUAAACAAAGUCAAUGCGGUAGUUACAAGAGAUCGCGUGAGAGUUUCAAUGAGCAUUACGAAGUGUCAUUGAGGCAAAUGUUGUGGUGAUAAUCAAGGAACUUAGUUUGUGGUAACACGAUUUGGAGCAAAGAAGGCACAGACAAAAGACACAAAAUGGAUCGAGCAAGUAUUGAUAGUUUCCUGAGACGAGACAUAACAUCUCCGAGGAAACGUAUGUCAUUGGGGCCAUCAUCCAGACGCCAGAGCAGUGGAGUGAGCCUAUCAGGUCGUUCAACACAAUCAGUCCAAGUGAUCUGUCGCUCAGCAAGUCAUAUAGUCGAGAGUUUUGGUUCAUCCCUCCCAGUUCUGGUAACAGAAGCCCUAACCUUUGUCGAGAGAAAUACAGCCGUGAGUGUCAGUGUUUCCCAGAAUGGUUGGGCUUGGUUGGUCUGUGGGAGACGUCUCCUCGUCUGGCAAUGCAAGACGACGCUGGACCCAAAGCAACGACCCACCUUUAAGUCUCAAUGUCGAGAGCUCCAGCUGCCUCAGAGUGACCUCGCACAUAAAGCAGAAUGCAUAGCAGUCUGGCUUCCCCCUGGUCACCAGGUUCCCAGUUGUAUGGCUGUAUCACCUGAAGGGAUAGUCCGUUACUGGAGCAGCGUAGCUCACGAGGAAUCCUCAGUGGAGACAUCAGCAGAACUAGCAGGUCAAGAAGUCGAUUGUCUAACCCACAUCCCCAGUCACGGUUGCAUUCUGGCCACCACCACCUGUACAGUCGCUCUCCUGCAGCCCCAGUUCACAAAUGCGCGCAAUACAAUCACUUGCAGAGUCCUCAGGACCUCCCAAGGAUGGCUAGGAGGCAUAGGGCGCCGAAUGUCUUCCCUGAUCUUUGGUGCAAUGCCACAAUCCCAAUCAGUUAUGGAAACAAAACUAGCCAAAGUCACCUGCACGAGCCUGGGGGAUCGUUCCAGAGUUCUCAUCCUGGCUGGGUCCUCCUUACAGUACUGGUCCUUUCCGUUAGGAGAACAAGAGAAGAUGGAGUUCGAUGAGGAUGUUGGACACAUUGUUUCGCAGGAGUUCCAGAAACACAUUUGGAAUUUAAGACACCUGACUCCUGAGAACAUGGAGACCUGGCUCAUCGACAUGCAGACGUGCGAUGAAGGAAUUGUUCUUCUUGUAGCGGCUAAUUCAUCAGACACUUCACCUUCCAGAAUUCAUUUUGCUCUAGGACUUCUCCCCUUGAAUGGCACCAGUCUCACGAAUUCGUUCAAGUGGUUUCUGCAGCUGAAGGUGGGACCUUUAAGGCACCAGGAUGACACUGAGACUGCCAUAUCCUCCUUUCGAUUCAUUCUGUCAGGCUGGGAGGCUAUUGUUUAUAAUUCCUAUACUGUUUUGGUCGUCAAUACCACCAAUGAACAUGAACAAGAUAAAAUAGAUCUGGUCAAAAGUACAGAGGAUAAAAUUCUUGGAGGUUCUCUCUGUUCCGGGGCUCCUAUCCUCUUCACCAGAAACUCUGGCCUCGUCACCAUUACACGACCUGAUUUCGCUGUUCAAGACUUCAAUUCUAGUUUUGCUGAUGCGAACACCAGCGUUGAUUAUACUUUGAACUCGAGUGUGGUCGACAGUUUCAAUACCACUGUGUCAAAUGAUAAGUUGAGAGAAAUGUACCUCAGCUCCAAUGGAGUACACCAGCUCAUCGCAGCUUUCAUGUUCAGUUGUCGACAGAAUAGACAGGAGUGCGAGCAGAUUCUCGCGGAGUUGUUCCCUUAUCAAGAGGAACCAGUCAUGGAUAUCGAUGCAAUGCUGGAUACCUUGGUUCUUGAUGUGGGGAAGAGACUUAUCGAUGACUUUCCAGCUAACGAUCCUCGCUGGUCGAAUCACAUGGACACAUCCAUAACCAUGGCAGCAGUUUCCUCGAUGCAAAUUCCUCAUCAGCUUGAUGGGAAGCACAAGGCUGUGGAUCUGUUCGUUGCAUUUUUAAAGGACUACAAUUUAUGGAACAGGUUUUGUGCUGUCACUUACAGGGGCAUUAUCAUGUCCACUUCUCAUGUACUGGGGGAAUAUGCUGAGAAAAUCGUAGCUGCACUGGCGAUCUACAAUCUUCAGAACCAGUUUUCUGAUAUUUUAGAUUCGAUCAUCGAGGAGACGUUGAAUCCAGAGAGCUUUUUAUCACCUGAGUUGAGCGCCAAGGAUGUGUUCUACAGGGAAGUUAGCACAGUUCACCUGGUACUCCCAGCCUUGGUGGCUUCUGCGUGUGACGUCACUCAAUCUGAUAAACCGAUUCAACAGGUCUCUCACUAUAUCUUGCGUAUCAAUUCGAUCCUUCUUGGAGUCUUGAGGGAGGUCAUCAAGUACAGGCAGAAUAAUGCCGACCGGUUCGUUCCUUCAAGAUCCUGUAAUGCUGUGACAGAGUAUCUACCCUGGACUGCAGCCACUGGGAAAAAUGAAUUAAGGACAUGUCUCUACACGAUGGAGAACUUGACACUGAAACAUGGAGUGACUGGGACAAAUGAUUCAGCCGUCAUGAACGAGCUUUAUGAUCAGGUCGUUGGGCUGAUUGACCUUAUCCUCGACGGCAGGAAGUGCCAUCUGGAGAGUAUCAGAGGAACCGAGAAGUUUGACAUUCUCCUGAAGCAGUAUGAAACUGAGAGGGCUAAUUUAAUUCAACCCUUGAUUAAGAAUGAGCAGUAUGAAAAUGCUGCUAUGUUGGCUGAAAAGUACUUUGAUUUUGCCUCACUGGUGCAGAUCUGCGAGCUGACUGACAACAAGAGCCGUCUCGAUAGCUAUUCGGAAAGAUUCGCUGAUCAAGAUUUCGUGGGCUUUCUCUUCUCGUGGUACGUCAAGGAUGGAAGACAGGGGCAGCUGGUGGAGAGGUGCAGGCGUGGAGGUGCUGGAGAGCUCACUGAGAAGCUGUCUGAGCAUCCUGAGCUGUCGUGGGUUCAGGAGUCUUUGACUGGAGAGUACAGACAGGCUGCCCACACUUUAAGUGUUCUGGCUAAUGAGGAGCUAGAGCUUGUGAAGAGGAAAAAGACGAAGCUCUCGUUGAGCAAAUUGGCACUGUUGUGCUCGGAUGAACCUGAGGGGGAGAUAGCCGAUGCCCUUGAGAGAAUCAAUAGUGAGUUGGAGCUCAUUGCCUACCAGGAGGAGCUGCCGAAUGAUGUGUUGGAAACUUAUGGCUAUGAUACCGAUAAAUUGAGGGUACUGAAACCUGUUGAGCUUAUCAAUUUUUAUACCUGUGAGGAGAACGCUCUUGCUGGGGAGUUUGACUUCAAAAAGGCGUUGGAUUUGUUGAAUUCCGUUCCUGAUGCUGAUGAUAAGAAGACGCUGAAACUCAGGAUCUGGGCGAGAGCUGCUAGGAGGGAUAAGUGGGAUGCUGUUACCACAAACCCAGAGGUGCAGAUUCAAAAGACACUUUUCUUCAAGCUCAUGGAUCUUAAUCAUACUAUGGGAGAUCCUCUUGAAGAAUGUCUUCCACCAAUCGAUGAUUUACUUCUGGAAUCUGAGCUGGGACCUCUCGCAGUGUCUAGCAACUUCCAGUACCUUAUCAAACUCGUUUACGAGUACUCGUUACAGCAUUUUAAGAUUCGAAGUGGGUGAGCAGUAAUGUAAGAUUAUUUUCACAAUUUUUGAGGUCUUUGAUAAUUAAAUAAAUUUUUGAAUUGAAACGCGGA
Diachasmimorpha longicaudata is the source of this 3659-nucleotide messenger RNA. It is a transcript of the gene Nup133, whose product is annotated as nuclear pore complex protein Nup133. Gene Ontology annotation, cellular component: nuclear pore outer ring. The record is from RefSeq and is a predicted model, not a curated record. Gene Ontology annotation, molecular function: protein binding; structural constituent of nuclear pore. The coding region runs from base 163 to 3585 and encodes 1140 amino acids. Lineage: Eukaryota; Metazoa; Arthropoda; Insecta; Hymenoptera; Braconidae. The transcript has 3 exons. Gene Ontology annotation, biological process: transcription-dependent tethering of RNA polymerase II gene DNA at nuclear periphery; poly(A)+ mRNA export from nucleus; protein import into nucleus.